CGGGAAUACGGGGCUGAAACGGGUGGGAAUGUACUGUGCAACAGAAAUGGUGGCACCAACCUUGAAUGUUUUUCCUUCUUCUUCUCUAAGACUAAGACUCGAAUUGCCCUCUCUUCUUCACUCGAAGCUCAAACAAGCACGCUUUCCGUUUCCGUCGUUCUCGCUUCAAAACCCUACCUUCCGUCCUGUUAUCUGCAGAGCCUCCGAGUCACCCACCGUUCCACCUAAGAAGCGUUCCUCUAACAACAGAAACCCUAAAAACAACAGCAAAAAGAACAGUAAGAGUAACUCUGUCACUGUUGAUUCCAACUCCAUUUCCAAUUCUUCUCUUCCGCCUCCUCUUCCCACGUCACUGCCCAAACCACCCACGGGAUUCGUCGUAGACGAACGCGGUAAAGUUCUAUCUGCUUCCAGAGACCGACUCGCCACUCUAGUUGAUCCGGCGAAUAACCUUCCCUUAGAGUGUGUCGUAAGGAGAGAGUUCAAGAGUUCUCAAGGAGAUGAUUGUAUGUUGCUCUGCCCCGCUGAUAUGCCUAUCCAAAUAUUGAAGAACACGAGCGAAGGAUGGUUGGAUGUCAGUGAUGAGGAACUUGAAUCUAUUCUGCCCUCUGCUGCUUAUGCACUUGCCAAGAUACGCUUGUAUCUGGUUCAUAGUGGAUACUGUUAUACAGCUCGUGGUGGUUUUUGUUAUUCAGAAGAGGACAUAUUUGACUUUCAUACAGAUAGUAAAGGUGAUAGCUUGCCAACCGAAGGUGUAGAAAUUGCACACUUCAGUCUGGAACAAGCACACUACAUGAUAUAUACACCAUCCGAUCCCCUUCUUUUUGUUGCUGUGAAGGAUCAGAAUGGGGUGUUGCAAAUUGCUGACGAUGAACUGCUUGAGGAUCCGGCUAUCACUAGCGCUAUAGAUGAAGAGACUGAGUUUAAUGCCUUGGUGGAGGAAGAAGCUGCGCUCCUUGAUUCACUCUUGGGUAAAAGAUAACCCCAUAUUUACUUUUUUGCAGCAGAGCUGUCCCAGCUCCCAAGACCCACCGAUGUUUUGCUUUUACGUGUUUGUUUGCAUGUUGAAGAAAGAAGCUACUUUUUGUAACUUCUUCCUUAACGCAGAUCAAAAGUUACCAAACAUGAAGUUAGUAUUUUUCCUCUGGAAUGUCCCGUCUUGGUCUGUCUGCAUAUCAACAAGUAUCUGGGGAUAGAACGGCUCCUUUUGUCUAUGUGAUCAACUUUGUAUGUAUGCCUAUGGCCUAGUUCUUGGAAUUUAAUUUUGAUACACUGUAAUGUAAAAAAUACUAUAUUGUCAAUCAAUUAAUUUCUUUUUUUAAUA
This is a messenger RNA of Glycine soja, 1324 nucleotides long. RefSeq lists its product as uncharacterized. The record is from RefSeq and is a predicted model, not a curated record. Lineage: Eukaryota; Viridiplantae; Streptophyta; Magnoliopsida; Fabales; Fabaceae. The coding region runs from base 29 to 982 and encodes 317 amino acids. The transcript is spliced from 10 exons.